Messenger RNA from Macrosteles quadrilineatus (aster leafhopper), 598 nucleotides. RefSeq names its product zinc finger HIT domain-containing protein 3. The record is from RefSeq and is a predicted model, not a curated record. Gene Ontology annotation, biological process: maturation of LSU-rRNA from tricistronic rRNA transcript (SSU-rRNA, 5.8S rRNA, LSU-rRNA); box C/D snoRNP assembly; snoRNA localization. The transcript is spliced from 3 exons. Lineage: Eukaryota; Metazoa; Arthropoda; Insecta; Hemiptera; Cicadellidae. Gene Ontology annotation, cellular component: nucleus; pre-snoRNP complex. Bases 203 to 598 code for a protein of 131 amino acids. Gene Ontology annotation, molecular function: protein binding.
UAGGUUAUGUUAUGUUAUAUGCCUGCAUUGAAAUUGAAUGAAUGCUAAUAAUUUGUAUACUUAAAUAUAAUUAAUAACAUAGUAAGCUUUGCUGUCGAUAUUAAUUUAAAGUAAUUUCAAACAGUGCUUGUAUGACGGUAACCUAAAUAAAUCUGAUAACUCCGUGAAUGCUUGGAGAUGGUAGGGUAACUAAUAAUUUAAUAUGAAUUGUUCAGUAUGCCCAGAGAAGAUUGUUUCUAAGUAUAAGUGUCCUAAAUGUAGAAUUCCGUAUUGCUCAUUAGCUUGUUGGAAGAACCACAAAGCUGAAGAUUGUGUUCCUGAAGUCAAACCUCCUGCAGUAGUUAACGACAAACAAUCAAAUCUUUAUUAUUUUCCAACUGAAGACACUGUGCCUUUGGAGAAACUGCAAUUGCUCGAACAAAACCAAGAACUUAAGAACAUCUUGUGUAAUCGGCAUCUGAGAGACAUGCUAGUAGCGAUCGACAAGUCUGUUAAUCCAGCUGCUGCAAUGCAACAAGCAAUGUUGGAGCCUAUAUUUGUUGAAUUUACUGAUGAAUGUCUAAAAAUUGUUGAACCUGCUGAAGAAUCUAGUCAGUAA